This is a messenger RNA of Coregonus sp. 'balchen', 6197 nucleotides long. NCBI's taxonomy places the organism in Eukaryota, Metazoa, Chordata, Actinopteri, Salmoniformes, Salmonidae. The record is from the annotation of a GenBank genome assembly.
AUGCCCAUCCCGGAUGGCAAUGGUGAAGUUCUGUCUCAUUCUAUCAUGAUGAAUAGUCCACGAGUUUAAGAUUUGAUCAUCCAUCGCUCACAACUCAUCAUUAAAAUAGCACUCCACUGUCCACUCUUCAUGUCUGAUAAGGAGUGUGUGUUGGUGGUGUGUGUGCAUAGUUUUGUAGUGUAUUGGUAGAUGAGGAGUCUGGGAUGGUGAGUCAUUUAGAGGAGGUUGAGAAAGUCAGUACAUUAAGAAUUAAAUGACCUCUACUGUACUGUCGUUGGUUAUGCAACAGCUCAUUUGAAUGUUUUAGUGAGUUGAACUUUAAAUGUCUCCCUAAGCUCAGGCCAUGGACUACUGUAAAGAUGGCCAUGUAUAUGCUUUCAGUGCUGGACCAAUACUUCAGCUCUUCUGCGUAUGAUGGAGUGAAACGUAACCCCCUUAUAUGGACUUUGCAAUGGUUUAAGAAAUAUCCGGUUGACCGAUAUGGCCUUUUUGGACACAAUAAGUGACACUGUUACUCUGCAGCACACAGAAGAAUAAAUAAAGAUGUACAACUGCUGCUUUGACUAUUCUGUGAUGAAGGAUUCCAUCAACUAGUUAACGGUUCUCAUGCUGUUUCUCUCUCUCUCUCUCUCUCUCUCUCUCUCUGUGUUUCCAUGGAGGUUGCUUCGAGUGCUGCAUCAAGUGUCUGGGCGGGGUGCCGUAUGCGUCGCUGGUGGCCACCAUCCUGUGUUUCUCCGGCGUGGCCCUGUUCUGUGGCUGUGGCCAUGUAGCCCUCACUGGCUCCCUUACCAUCCUGGAGAACCACUUCUCCAAGGUCACCUCUGACCACGCCAUGCUGACCGACGUGUGAGUGACCGCACCUGACCCCAUGAGUAGUGGCUAGGAGUCCUUGACCCUAAAACUGGCCAUGAAAAAAACAAUGUUCCCUAGUUAUAUCCUAUAAGCUAUAAGUAAGGCCUGGCUAGAUAUCAUAAGUAACCUACUGUUUGACCAGAGUAGAGCAUUAGUAAGAUGCAACUGGUCCCACCCAAAACCCAUACAUCUCGAUCCAGGCAGUACUAAUGGCUAUAUGUCUAUAAUGAUAUCUUGAAGAAAACAAACUACCAGUUAUAUCGUAUAUCAACCCUUUUAAUCUUAGUGAGCUGAACCUCCUAGCAGAGGCAUAGAUAAGCCCUAUCCAUGAAUUACAGGUACUUUUAUAUAGAUAUCCUUUCUUCAAUGAGCUCAUCACGACAGCUAUUUUGUUUGUUUUUUUAUCAGAAAAUAAACCCGUGCUUGCACCUUACCCCAGAUGAGAACUAAUAUGGAGCUUUUCUCUUUUGGCUCCAUUAGUCUAAAGGCAAGAGAGGAGAAAAAUAGAGUAGAGAGAGAGGAAGGACAAGUGUUUUGUGUUGAGGUUUUAAGGGGAGUCUCUGUGAGUGCCCAGUUUAAUUUCAAGUAUCAAGUUUUAAUGUAACAUGUACAAGUGCAGUGAAAUGCCUUUCUUGCAAACUCAAAACCCCACAAUGCAAUAGUCAAUAACAAUGUAUUACUAGAAGAAGAAGAAAAAAAAAACACGAGAAGUAAGAAUAAGAAAUAUGAAAUACACAAUAAAAUGAGUAAAAUGUCUAGAGGGCCGAUCGGUCUCUCAGCAGAUACGCAUCGUCUGUUUACAUGUUCAUCCUACAAAGUUGUUAAUGGUUUAAAUAUUUAUUUUUUACUCAACGACAGAAUUAAUGGUAAUAGGUUGCAAAUUUUACAACCCGAGCCAAAUCUUAAAUGUAUAAGCUUAUGUAAUACAAGCUGACACAUUUACGGUAUUUCCUCUAGCCUCAUGUUGGAGGCUGAAACAUAACAGAGUCAUAUUGGAUUAUCCCUAACGUAAACUAUUCAGCGCGGUGCCUUUGAUCGUGAACGGGACACAGAGAGGGUUUAUACGAUAUGCUCCUAUUUCAGAAUACAGCUGAUGCAGUACGUCAUCUAUGGCAUCGCUUCCUUCUUCUUCCUCUAUGGGAUCAUUCUGCUGGCCGAGGGAUUUUACACCACCAGCGCUGUCAAGGAGCUGCACAGCGAGUUCAAGACCACCAUCUGCGGACGCUGUAUUAGUGGCAUGGUACGUCACUAUCGUCACCACUGCACUGUGUUAACCAAGCACUGAACUUACACCAGACACAAACAACUAACUCACUGCCCUCUUGAACAGACCACAUUUUGUGCAACAAGCUAGUCUUUUAUUUUUAAUGUACUCAACCCGAACCACAUUGACACCUGAGUUCUGUUUAGAUGUGAUCAAUCAAAACAAGUUGAUGACAUAAUGAUGACGUCUGAGCAAAUACUCAGCGCAAAUGGGCACGAAAUUAUGUCCUCCCUUUUUAGGCCUACCGGUCAAAUAGACGCAACAACAACUAUGAAAAUGCCAGUUAUUAUCCAGUUCUUCCUAAUGCCAAUACGAAGCUGUGUUUGCACACGUGUCUUCUCAGUUUGUGUUCUUGACCUACAUCCUGGGUAUUGCCUGGCUGGCUGUGUUUGGUUUCUCCGCCGUGCCCGUCUUCCUCUUCUACAACAUGUGGUCCACCUGCGCCGCCAUGAGGUCACCUGUGGCUAACCUCACCAACAUGGACUCCAUCUGCGUGGACGUCCGUCAGUACGGUAAGGGAAAACCGGAGUUACAGCCAUGGGUCAUCUUCAUUAGGCAGCAUGUGAAAGAAAACAGACUGAAACAGGGAGGGACUAUCUGAACUUUUCCAACUUUUCCCGUUGCAAGCUUUUCUCUACGCUGUGCCCUAAUGAAUAUGACCAUAUCCAACCAGGGUCCUUUCUACCCAUAACACAGCGCAGAUGUUUCCAAUACCUUUUGUGUACAGUAGCCUGUUGAGGCUGUGGAUCACUGAUUUAUAUUGGUGUGUAUCACAGGAGGUUGGUGGCACCUGAAUUGGGAAGGACGGGCUCGUGGUAACGGCUGGAGGGGAAUAUGUGGAAUGGUAUCAAAUACAACAAACACAAGGUUUGAUGCCAUUCUAUUUGCUCUGUUCCAGCCAUUAUUAUGAGCCAUUCUUCCCUCAGAAGCCUCCACUGGUGUGUAUAAAGAUAAUGAGAGGUUUUAGUGGCUGAGAGCCAACACGUUAGUGUGCUAAAUAUUAGUAUAACAAACCACCCAUCUCUCUUGACUAAGAGUUGAGGAGAGACUGACUGCAUCACUUCUUCUUUUUCUAAGAAAUAGGAAUGUUUUGAAAGUCCCAAAUUGUUUGCAUAGUCAACUUACACACACACUUACCCCACCAGACAUGCCACCAGGGGUCUUUUCACAGACCCCAAAUCCAGAACAAAUUCAAGAAAGCGUACAGUAUUAUAUAGAGCCAUUAUUGCAUGGAACUCUGUUCCAUCUCAUAUUGCUCAAAUAAACAAAAAAUACAAUAAAGCACCACCUCACGGCACAACGCCUCUCCUCUAUUUGACCUAGAUAGUUUGUGUGUAUGUAUUGAUAUGUAGGCUAUGUGUGAUGUUUUUAAAUGUAUGUAGUUCUGUCCUUGAGCUGUUCUUGUCUAUUAAUGUUCUGUAUUAUGUCAAGUUUCAUGUUUUGUUUGCACCCCAGGAAGAGUAGCUGCAACUUUCGCAACAGCUAAUGGGGAUCCUAAUAAAAUACUAAAUACCACUUUUCUCUGGCUCGAUAUCCUCCCUGUCUCCUCUCAGGCCAGGUUUUAUAGCAACAAUAAGACAUUAUAACGGCCUGAAAUGUUCAGUGUGUCACAUUGUACAGGUUUGAUACACUCCACUCUACAGUCAUGACAUUUUAAUGGAGAUUUAAUCUAAGUUAUAACCAUUCUGUAAAUUCUAAUGGGAUAUGUGACUAUGGCCCAUUAAGGAUGUUUCUCUGGUUCCUUUCCUGCGUAUCUAUAUGAAUUAUAUGAAUAGGUUUUCUGAAGACAUGAUGUGAGGAAUUUGCUGUGUAAAUAUUAACCUUUGAAUUGAACGACUGUCUGCAGGCAUCAUCCCCUGGAACGCCACACCAGGCAAGGCUUGUGGGUCCGCACUAGGAGACAUCUGUAGUAGCAGUGAGGUAAGGCUUCUCUCCUCUCAUCCUAAUUCGCCGGUUACAUACUGUACUGGCCACAGAAAAACAAUAAUUUGUAUUCACAAUGAGUUACUGUACUAUGGUACUGUGUUCAAUCACAUUAAUCCCAAUGUUUUUUCUUGUCUUUCUCAGUUCUACCUGUCCUACCACCUGUAUAUCAUAGCAUGUGCUGGAGCCGGGGCCACUGUCAUUGCUCUGAAGCUCAAAUCGGCGGGAAGCGACUAAGAGCCGAGGAGAGAGAGAGAGAGAGAGAGGAGAGAGAGCGAGAGAGAGAGAGAGAGGAGGAGAGAGAGAGCGAGAGCGAGAGAGAGAGAGAUGAGCGAGAGAGAGAGAGAGACGCGAGAGAGAGCGAAGCGACGCGAGAAGAGUAGACUCGAGAGCGAGCUCUGCGAGCUCGCAGAUCUUCUAUCCUCGCUCGCUCUCGAGCUAUUCUCAGUCUAUCUGCUCUCUCUCUCUCUCCUCUCUCUCUACUCUCUAUCUCUCUCUCUCUCUCUCAUCCUUAUCCUUUCCCUCAGUCCAUCCUUUCCAUUUGUAUCUGACUGUGGAAUCCAGUGCUCCUCUCCUCAUUUCCCAUAUGGUUUAUAUAACCUCUGACUGUAAGGCAGAUUACACAUAGGCUUUUUCACAACUCCAAUCCCAUUCUCUGUAAACCAUCUGCUUAGAUGCCCCGGGCCCCAGUCUUAUUUUAGGAAAGCGGAAACAGGGUGGAUGUUUGUCCUUGAUUGGGACACAUGGCAAUGUUUAUACAGUAUCAAUGGGAAUCUCUGCAAGGAGAUAAACGUGGAGACUACAUCAUUCUUUGAACUAAGGGCACCCCAUUUCCGAAGAGUAUAGAGUCCCGUCUUGGGUGUUUUGAAAACAAUGAGUGUGACAGAAGAGGAACAUUCUCUGUCAAGGCCAUUUUCUUCUCUGAUUGCUUCCAAAGAUAGUUUCAUAAGUUUCCACUUAACUCACAUCUGAAAGUGACAAACAGGAAUAUUUUACUAAUACUUAUGUUUUUUUUUUACAAGUAAAAAGUUGAAACAUCAGUUGUUGCCAUGAACAUGCAUGUUCCUGGAGAGUUCCCUUACCGCCUGUAUUCUGUUCUCUUCCACCAGCUGAUCUACAUGAUGGCUACCACUUAUAACUUUGCCGUUUUGAAGUUUAAGAGUCGAGAAGACUGCUGCACUAAGUUUUAACUGGUGUUCAGAGACACGGCACAGUCUAGGACACUGCUCUUAGUAGACAGCAGUGACUUUACUACAUGGACUAAAAAAAAACACAGAAAAUAGACAGCAACAUAUCUCCAUUAGUCUUCACCUAAAGUGUAAAUAGCUGAUUGUAUGCAUCCUUUAGCAUGUGAUAUCCAGGGAUAGGCCUUCCUGAAGGACCAACGGUACCUGAGGAGAGUUGUCUUACAAAUGGGGUGGUGUAAAGUUGGCAGAGUUAUGCUUUUCUCCAGAUCUUGUUAAGAUCUGAUUAGGACAAUAAAUCAGUAAUAACUCCGUUAAAUGACUAGCACUCAGACUAAUAAACAGUAGGCUUGGAGGAGGAAGACAACAACAAUACUGUAUUAUGGAGGAGUCAGUGCCAUGACGAUUGCGCUUAAAUAUGGGGUGGAAAAAGUAUUUGUUUUUGCUAAUAUUUAAUUAGUCAGAAGACCAGCCAGGCUUGGAAAAGUGCAUUUUCCCCAUUCAUGUUUUAGGUUUGAUCGUGUGUACUUUUGUAUUUUCUUGGUGCAAGCCACAAAGAGUUACACAGGGAAUGGUCAGUAUUACAAGCCUCUGUCACAAACUAGUUCCUCAAUCAGAUAUACAGUAGAUAUAGACACUCUUCAUCUGUAAGAUGACAUAGACAAGAUGAACAGCAUUUCAAAUUUAACUGCACAUAUAACUGCACAUAUAACUAGUAUUGUGAAAGGUUAUCCCAGUACCAGGGGUAUAUUUUCGAUCAAGGUAUAUAGCCUCAGUUUAUGACUUCAUAUAUUUUCUAAAGGAAGUUUUCUUAUUUUAGAGGAAUAAUGUAAUUGUUAUGUGACCUGAUGCCUUCAUAGCUUCAGCUGAUAGUUUCAUGUUUUGUUUCAUCCUUUUCUUUGACUCAUCCAGAAACUGCCAUUCAAUUGCUUUUUUUUAACACUGAGUCUGCAUGCUUACUUUAUUUUAUUUGG